Molecule: messenger RNA, 3460 nt
Organism: Baudoinia panamericana UAMH 10762
Lineage: Eukaryota; Fungi; Ascomycota; Dothideomycetes; Mycosphaerellales; Teratosphaeriaceae
Exons: 1
Coding region: 232-3240 (1002 amino acids)
Biological process (GO): iron-sulfur cluster assembly
Cellular component (GO): cytosolic [4Fe-4S] assembly targeting complex
Source: RefSeq, a predicted model, not a curated record
CGCCACCGUGAUCGUUAUCGAUAUUGGGAAACACAGUAAGCAGUUAGCCCAGAACAACCUACGCCGAUAAGUUGCAUCCAACAAAGUUGUGAAAGAGGACGGCCAAGACCACGACUAGAACGCCACAUUUACACAAAACUCACCUUGUUUGGUCCAGGAGUUGCUCGUCUUCGCUAUCUGAUUUGACGCACUCUCCAAUCAGUUCGAAAGGCUUGAAGGCUUGCGAGGGCCAUGUCCGAUGUGCAACUCUAUCUUCUCGAAGUCGACAAGCAUAAGGCUGAAGCUUCAAAGAUCGCAUCUCAGAGCGCGAGUCGGUUGGAGACGAAGCAGCUCAAGCUUAUCGAUUUAGUGACAAGUCUCGAACCUUACAUCAACAACCGAGACGAUGCGAGCCUCCGCGCAAAAUCUGUGGCCUAUCUGGCCGAAGUGUUGUCACAUAUUGCACACAAAGUGCUUUCGCUUCAGGAGAGAAGACUGCUUGUUGACUUCAUCCUUGGCCGUUUAGAGGGCGAUCACGAGGGUCUGGGUGCUUCAGCACGGGCUCUCAUCUCUCUGGAGGCUCUAGGCAACUGGGAUACCGACACGGCGCAGAAAGUAAUGCGGACUUUCAUUGACUACACGAGCCCGUUGAGGCAGUUCAAGUUACAAACGGAACGGUAUGCCGUCGCUCAGCUCAUCGAUCUGCUUCUGGCAAAGUAUCGAACGGUAAUCCGUCAACUACACGAUGAUGACCAUGAGUUCUUGCCAGCGUUCAUCUCAUACUUCGAAGGCGAGAAGGACCCGCGCAACCUUAUGAUCAUCUUCUCCAUGCUGCAAGUGCCAAUGGCUGAAUGGGAUGUCCGUGCGCAUGCACAGGACUUGUUCGAAUCAGUUUUUAACUACUUCCCUAUUACCUUCAAACCUCCGCCCGAUGAUCCGUACGGCAUUAGCGCACAAGAUCUCAAGGAUAGACUGCGAGAUUGUAUAGCAGCAAACUCCGACUUUGCGCCGUAUGCCUUCCCGCAACUACUUGACAAGCUUGACUCGACAUCAAUCAACACCAAGAGAGACGUUCUGCAAGCGAUUCAGGAAUGUGUUGUCGGCUAUGAAGUACAAACGAUCAACCUUUAUUCAGUAACGUUGUGGGAUGCUCUCAAAUUCGAGAUCUUGAAUGUCCAGGAGGAAGACCUGGCACAGGAAGCAUUACGCGCGUUGUCGCUUAUUGCAGCCAAGUUUGCCCAGACGUCGGAAGGACCACUUAACGCCUUUCUUAGGCCCAUCAUUAAGGAAUGUAAUGAGCACCUGGAAGAUGCUCCGACGAAGCAGUCGGAAGCAGCCAGCAGAAUCUUGCACGCAAUCUCCAUUACUGCUCCGAUCAUUGCCGACACUGUCAUACAAGGAGCCUUCCCAUUAUUGUUCAAAAUGUAUCAUGGCACCGAAUCGAUUACAAAGCGAAGAGGCUUACUGGAGGCGGCCAACCAGGUGAUCGGAGCAUAUAGCAAGCUCGAUAAAGUCGAAUUUGGUAUGAAUGUCGAAGCCUUGGCAGCAUUCUCGGAGACCGCCGUGGCCGCCAUGGUACGGGCACUGGUGGCCGCUCCAAAGCACGAAGUCUCCUUCCGACUCAGUGCGUUGACUGGUCUGGCGCAACUCAUCUCCGUACAGAAAGCGCUACCUUCGAGUCAGAUCGAGCUGGCAGUCACGACCGUCACGGAUAUAAUCAUACAUGAGCACAUCGAGGGCCAUGGCAACAUUCGUCCGCAAGCUAUCAAGACCUUGGUGGAUAUGGCGCACGCUGUUCCUCAAGUUUUACAAGAGAGAGCGAUACCCGCAUUUAUGGUUGAGUUACCGGACGUACCGGAUGAUCUGAGUCGCUCCGAGCAUGUUCUCGAGGCAUUCGCUCAACUUGCCACUGAGAAACAGCUCUUCCAUACGACCAUCUUGCGCCUUAAAGGUAAGCUAGAAGCGGCUCGUCGGCAGGAUGCUCCGGCCACAUAUCAGCGCAGCUUGUUGCUGGCCUUGCUGUACGGCUUCACGUUCGGCGAGCCGAUACCGGCGCGAGCGGACUGCUACCGACCGUACGCUAUACCGUUGGUGGAUGAGUUUGUCCGAUGCCACCUGGCUAGGCGAGAUCCGGCAAUGUGCGAGAUCGUUGGACGAAUAUGCAAUUCGAUACUGCGCCCACAAGGUGUACACUUCCAGAGCGGCGUCUACCACAAAGACCUGUCAUGGAUGUCGCAGGAGACUGCAACCCAAACAUCCGUUGAGAACCUUCGUUCGAUCACACCUUAUCUGCUGUUCUACUACGCGGCGCUCAGAGUGGAGGUGGUUGAGGCUGAAGAUAUCGUCGCACUGCUGCAGAAGACAUCGGCGGCAGCGCUUGAUGCUGGAGUCGGUACGAAUGGUCACGGCAUGACGCUGCGCCUGCUGUCCUUACUGGUCAAUAAGUUCGUCAAUCCGAAGACGAUGCAGGUCACGCUCGAGGCCGCUAAGCUUGACGUUGAUGCUCUGCUAACGAAAGAUUGCUCGGUUAACGCUAUUGGAGUUGGCUGCGCGAUCGUGAAGGGACUGCUACUACAAGGCAAGAGUGCCGCGCUGACCACGAAAUACCUACAAGCCUUACUCGAUCAGCUCACCGCUGGAAACCGAGAAGUCGCCAUGCGCUUUACCACCCUGCUCGCACCGGAUGACGUGCUAACCAAGGAGAACCAUUGCCUGAUCUCUAACCUGUACAAGCAGAAAGUCUUCACUCAAGCGGUGCCCUUCAUUACGAACUCGGUGCGCAACCCCGACGCCCAGAAGAAGUCCAACUAUCUAGUCGCUCUGUCCGGGAUCCUGCGGUGGCUGCCGUACUCCAUCAUGGAACCGUCUCUGCCCAUCCUCCUUCCACCGUUACUACAGACACUCGACCUCGACACGAGUGCCGAUCAAGAAGUCAAGGCUUCUGGGCUCACGAUCUUUGAGUCCAUGCUUAUGCAUGACCCAAGUGUUGUGGCAGAGCACACCGCUUCGCUUGUCACACGCCUGCUUAACUGUACAACUGCGGAAGCGGGCAAUCAUGCGAACGUGCGUGCGAAAGCAUUGCAGUGUCUCGCCCUCAUUCCGCGGCAGCUGAAGAGGGAGGCUGUGGUGCCGUAUAGGCGACAAGUGGUGAAGCGGCUGCUUGCUUGUCUAGACGAUGCGAAGAGAAUUGUAAGGGCAGAGGCGGUGAAGUGUCGGACUGCGUGGCUUGCGCUUGACGAGGGCACUGAUGACGCAGAUUAAAAUCACAUAGUACGCAAGUCUCUUGUGCGAAUCAGUGCUCAACCUUUUGUACAAUGCUUUUAGUUUCGUGAGAUGCCUUUUCGGCUCUAACUAGCUUCUGCCGUACACCAGCUGUCGCACGCACGUCAGAUGGCAUCGCAUAUGGCACGGCGGUGCCAUAUGCCUACUCGUCGAGCGUGACAUAGUUGGCUGGGAAAAGCCCGGUCUUGCCCCCGUAGUG